AGUAGUGUAGAAAAUUGUGCAGUUAGGUGCGCUGUAUGUGCCGAAAAGUUAAAUACACUUGUACAUACAUUUACGGCAGCGUCGUGGAGAAACUGUUGCAGCGAGGACGAUUUUACACACGACAUAAAUAAUGGCAAAUUUUGGUGAAGAUUUAUUUGACGUUUUCGAUGAGUCGAACGACGAUAUAGAAAUACCGGAGAUCGCGUUAAAGAAAAUUGAACCAGCAGAAGCAGGAGUAAAGCGACAACUUGACGCGGACGAUGACAAAUCACUCGUCGUCAAAAAGUUACGACAAGAGUCGAUUCUGGAUGACAUCAACUUGGAGGAGGUAGCAUGUCGCAUAACAACACACACUAUAGAUGGGAUGGAAUCUUGUACGCAUGAAGUCGCCGUCCCUCCUGAUCAGGAAUACAUACCCUUGGAGCAUAGCCAGGGCAAACCGGCGAAAGAAUAUAAAUUUAUCCUCGAUCCAUUCCAGAAAGAGGCGAUCUUAUGUAUUGAAAACAAUCAGUCGGUCCUCGUUUCUGCACACACGUCCGCUGGCAAAACCGUCGUGGCUGAGUAUGCGAUAGCGUGUUCGCUUCGAGACAAGCAGAGGGUAAUAUACACGACUCCGAUCAAAGCACUGAGCAACCAGAAGUACAGAGAAUUUCACGAGGAGUUCAAGGACGUCGGGCUGGUUACGGGCGACGUUACCAUCAACCCAACAGCCAGCGUGUUAAUUAUGACCACCGAGAUUUUACGUAACAUGCUUUACAGGGGUUCAGAGGUGAUGCGUGAGGUCGGUUGGGUGAUAUUUGACGAGAUCCAUUACAUGCGCGAUAAAGAGAGGGGCGUGGUGUGGGAAGAGACGCUUAUACUCUUGCCGGACAACGUACACUACGUAUUUCUUUCCGCUACGAUACCGAACGCGCGACAAUUUGCCGAGUGGGUGACGCAUUUGCACAAGCAGCCGUGUCACGUAGUGACUACCGAUUAUAGACCCACUCCACUGCAGCAUUACAUAUUUCCGGUCGGUGGCGAUGGCAUUCAUCUGGUUGUAGACGAGAACGGUCAGUUCAAGGAGGAGAAUUUCAACCGCGCGAUGGCGUGCCUGCGGAACAUGGGCGACGCGGCGAAGGGGGACACGAAGGGACGCAAGGGCGGCCUGCGCGCGUCAAACAGCGGGCAGACGAACAUCUUCAAGAUGGUGAAGAUGAUCAUGGAGAGGAACUUCGCGCCCGUGAUAAUCUUCAGUUUCUCGAAGAAGGACUGCGAGGUUUACGCGAUGCAAAUGGCUAAACUCGACCUGAACACGCUAGAGGAGAAGAAGCUGGUGGACGAGGUGUUCAAUAACGCGAUAGACGUUCUCAACGACGAGGACAAGAAGCUGCCGCAGGUGGUGAACCUGUUGCCGCUGCUGCGACGCGGAAUAGGCAUACAUCACGGCGGCCUGUUGCCGAUCCUGAAGGAGACGGUCGAGAUAUUGUUUGGCGAGGGCCUGAUCAAGGCGCUCUUCGCCACCGAAACGUUCGCGAUGGGUCUGAACAUGCCGGCGCGAACCGUCCUCUUCACCGCACCCCGUAAAUUCGACGGCAAGGACUUCCGCUGGAUCACGUCGGGCGAGUACAUUCAGAUGUCCGGUCGUGCCGGCAGAAGAGGUCUCGACGACAAGGGGAUCGUCAUACUGAUGAUAGACGAGCAAGUUAGUCCGGUCGUCGGCAAAGCCAUCGUCCAAGGCAAGCCGGAUCCGAUCAAUUCCGCGUUUCACUUGACCUACAACAUGGUCCUGAAUCUCCUCCGAGUGGAGGAGAUCAAUCCCGAGUACAUGCUGGAAAGAAGCUUCUUCCAGUUUCAGAAUCAGGCUGGCAUCCCGGCUCUCUACAAUAAGGUACAGGAGCUGCAGACCUCUUACAACACGGUGACCGUCGAGAGGUACGAGGAGAUAUCCUCCUACCAUGACAUACGUCAGCAGCUCGAUCGGCUGAGCGCGGAAUUCCGAUCGUUUCUAACGCAGCCGGAGUACCUGGUUCCCUUUUUGCAGCCUGGGAGACUAGUGAAAGUGAAAAAUGAGAACGAGACGUUCGACUGGGGCAUCAUAGUAAACUUUAAGAAAAAAAAUCCGAAGAAUCCGGCGAAGGAGAAGACGACGAUCAUUAUCGAUGUGUUGCUUCACAUAUCCAAGGACUCCAAGGAGGGCGCGCCGGUCCCGUGUCGCGAGGACGAGGAGGGCGAGGUCGAAGUGAUUCCCGUGGUGCACAAUUUAAUUUCGCAGAUCAGCUCGCUCAGGAUAUAUUACCCGAAGGACCUCAGGCCGUCCGACAACAGAAAGAGCGUACUGAAAACGAUACGAGAAGUGAAGAAAAGGUUUCCGAAGGGCCCGCCGUUGCUCAAUCCCAUCACGGAUAUGCACAUAGAGGAUCAGGCCUUCAAGGACAUCGUGAAAAAAAUUGAGGCGUUGGAGGAGAGACUCUACGCGCAUUCCUUGCACGAGGAUGCCAACGUAGACACAUUGUACAAGCAAUUUUUGCAAAAGGAAGAACUGGCUGCGCAGCUCAAGCAGGCGAAGCAGGAGUUCAAGCAGGCGAAAUCGAUACUCCAAAUGGACGAGCUCAAGUGCAGGAAACGAGUUCUGAGGAGGAUGGCGUACUGCACCGUGUCCGACGUUAUUGAACUGAAGGGGCGCGUGGCCUGCGAGCUGAACGGCGCCGACGAGCUGCUGAUGACCGAGAUGAUCUUCAACGGCCUGUUCAACGCGCUGAACGUGCCGCAGAUGGUCGCGUUGAUCAGCUGCUUCGUGUGCGACGAGAAAUCGAACGAGAUGCCUAAAAGCACGGAAGAGUUGAGCGGCCCGCUCAGACAGAUGCAGGACCUGGCCCGGAGGAUAGCGAAGGUCUCCACCGAGGCUAAUCUCGAACUGGACGAGCACGUGUACGUCGACAAAUUCAAGCCGUUUUUGAUGGACGUGAUAUACGCCUGGUGCAAAGGCGCGACGUUCCUACAAAUUUGCAAGAUGACGGAUAUCUUCGAAGGAUCUAUUAUCAGAUGCAUGCGGCGGCUGGAGGAAGUGCUGCGGCAACUCUGUCAGGCUGCGAAAGGUAUCGGGAAUACAGAUUUAGAAAAUAAAUUCAGCGAGGCGAUCAAGCUUAUAAAGCGGGACAUCGUGUUCGCUGCCUCCUUAUAUUUAUAAUUUAUGCGCGAAGCAACGAGAUUAAUAACGAAUAAAUUAAUGUUACAAAAUUUUAGAUUUAUAAUAUAUAUAUAUAUAUAUAUAUAUAUAUAUACCUAGAUCGCAGAUCCUUAUCGAAUUAUAUACUCUUACAAAUUUUUCAUCACUAGUUCGUUAUUUACAUAGCCCAGUCGUCCGCGUUUCGACGCUCGUGGACGGCCACUGUUAAAAAAUCUGUUUUGCAAAGAAUCUAAUCGUAUUUAUUGCUAUUCUUGGGAAUUUAAAGGAAUAUAAUGCGUACGCAUGAGAAGAACUUUUUUAUAAAAUAAAAUUACAUUCGUCAUAUGUAUAUACGACUUUAUCGUACGAGAAAAGUUCAGCGUAAAAAUGUAUAAUUGCAAGAUAAACAGAACUCAAUAUUUCCUACUUCGAAAGGUUGUUAAAUAAAUACAUUUUUUUUUAAA
This is a messenger RNA of Ooceraea biroi (clonal raider ant), 3612 nucleotides long. RefSeq names its product exosome RNA helicase Mtr4 (gene Mtr4). Gene Ontology annotation, cellular component: nucleus. The record is from RefSeq and is a predicted model, not a curated record. Lineage: Eukaryota; Metazoa; Arthropoda; Insecta; Hymenoptera; Formicidae. Gene Ontology annotation, biological process: RNA catabolic process; maturation of 5.8S rRNA. Gene Ontology annotation, molecular function: ATP binding; RNA binding; RNA helicase activity.